AUGUGGAUGCGGGUUCUGGUGGCGGCUCCGCUCCGCACGGGCCGGGGAAGGAGUCGCGAGCUGCCGCGGAGCGGGCGACCUUCUGCCCGCUUAGGUUCUGCUCCUCGGAGCGGCCGCUACAUCGCUGGCGCCGGAUGGCGGUCGGAUCCCCGGGCCCCGCCGGUACAGCAUCUGGACCCGGACCAGGGAAGAGCCAGCGCGGGGGGAGAGGGCGCAUCCUUUUCCGUCAGGUGCUGCAUGAUGAACGGCGGCAGCAGCGUUUCUGCUGCUCAGAGUGCCAGGAUCAAGAGUGCACCAGAUGAGUGGAGUAAGGAGGAUUGCCUGACUCUGUUGGAGAGGAUUCGUGGACUGCUGCCAGAUGGCGACGCCAUGAAGUAUAAGACCACAGAGUCUCACUUUGACUGGGAGAAAGUUUGUUUUGGCAGCUUCACCGGUGACAUGUGUCGUCAGAAGUGGCAGAAAGUCUCGUCUGAGGUCCGCAAGUAUAGAACCAUGACAGAACUCAUUGUUGAUGCUAUUGAGUUUGUAAAGAAUCCCUACAAAGGCAAAAAACUGAAGACUCACCCUGAUUUCCCUAAGAAACCUUUGACACCGUACUUUCGCUUUUUUAUGGAAAAAAGAGCCAAAUAUGCCAAAAUCCACCCAGAGAUGAGUAACCUGGACCUGACCAAGAUUCUGUCCAAGAAGUACAAGGAGCUUCCAGACAAGAAGAAGCAAAAAUACAUCACAGAGUUUCAACGAGAGAAAGAGGAAUUUGAGAAGAACAUGACUCGAUUCAAGGAGGAACAUCCAGACCUGAUGGAGGAAAGGAAAAAGUCAGAGCUGCCAGAGAAACCAAAAACUCCUCAACAGCUGUGGUAUAACCACGAGAAGAAGACCUACAUGAAGCUGCACCCAGAGGUGAGUCAGAAGGAGCUGAAGGAGGCUCUGAGGAGGCAGUGGUCCCAGCUGUCUGACAAGAGGAGACUCAAAUGGAUCAGCAAGGCCCUAGAACUCCAAAAAGACUAUGAGGACAGCAUGCGAGCAUAUCACGAAGCUCAUCCAGAUGUGAACUCGGACGAUCACGUGCGGUCUGUCCUCACCAAAGCGGAGCGGCAGCUGAAAGACAAGUUUGACGGACGACCGACCAAACCACCACCUAACGGCUACUCACUGUACUGCGCUGAGCUGAUGGUGAACAUGAAGGACGUCCCUAGCACAGAGAGGAUGGUGCUCUGCAGUAAACAGUGGAAGAUGAUGACGCAGAAGGAGAAAGACAUGUUUCAGAAACGAUGUGAGCAGAAAAAGAAGCAGUACGACAUCGACCUGCAGCGCUUCUUAGAGUCUCUCCCAGAAGAAGAACGGGACCGAGUCCUGAGCGAAGAAAAGCUUGGGGGGGGCAAACUGGGCGUGAACGUGGCCUCUAGUCCACACAGAGCCAAGUCGCCGUCCAUCAAGGAGCGGUGUCGGGACACAGAGGCUGAGCCGUGGCCACCAGCGGGAUCACAUAAGGAGAAACGAGAUGGGAAAAAGACGGCAAAGCUUCCAGAGACACCAAAAACAGCCGAGGAGAUGUGGCAACACAGCGUGAUUGGAGAUUAUCUGGCUAAAUACAGAAGUGACCGUAGGAAGGCCCAGGCGGCAAUGGAGGCUGCCUGGAAGUCGAUGGAGAAGAAGGAGAAGAUUCCUUGGAUCAAGAAGGCGGCCGAAGACCAGAAGCGUUACGAGGUUCAGUACCAGGCUGUGAGGGAGCUGUCCGACAUGAGGGCUCCAGCUCCAGCGGCUCAGGGUCAGAGGAAGCCCAAGUUCGAUGGAGAACCCAAGAAACCUCCAGUGAGUGGGUAUCAGAUGUUCUCCCAGGAGCUGCUGACCAAUGGCGAACUAAACCACUUCAGCUUGAAGGAACGAAUGGUGGAGAUUGGGAAGAGGUGGCACAAACUGAGCCAGAGUCAAAAAGACAAGUACAAGAAGCUGGUGGAGGAGCAGCAGGUGGAGUACAAGGCAGAGCUGGAGGCCUGGGUCAAGUCCCUGUCUCCCCAGGAUCGGGUCGUCUACAAAGAGUUUUCCUCAUCGAAACGUCGCGGCACUGCUAAAGUCCGCAGCAGCCCUGCCGCUAAGGUUCGUGUGACAGCAAAGGGGAAGCCGGUCAGUUCCAGAACCACAGCGCCUGGCAUCGCCGUGAACAAGAGGGCGAUGGCGUAUCGAGCCAAGCAGGACAUGUCCGACUCGGAUGAGGAGAAGAGCGAGUCAUCGGACUCUGACGAAGAUGAAACAUCUGAAAGCACAGACAGUGAGGACGAGGACGAGAAUGAUGACGAAGAUCAGACCUCCUCAGAGGAAUCCAGUGACUCAGACUCGGACUAGUUGUGCCGCAUCCCUCUCAUUGGAGGACAGGCUGUGCAGGUCACACCUCCUCAACUGCCAGUCACCCCGGCAGACCAAUGAGAAGCUGCAACAUCACAGCAGCCCACCCCCUCUGGGGGGUCUGGCUUCAUGGUGUGUUAUGUUUCCAUUUCUAUGGAGUGUUGGUUUUUAUCAGAAGGACAUUUGACAGGUGGAGACAUUUUUUUUGCUUACUGGUUAUUAGUUACCGCUGAAGGAGGACACCGUUCGGCCUCCAAUCAGCCUCUGCCUGAGAAAAUAAACUAAUAAAUGCACCUUUAGUCA
This is a messenger RNA of Betta splendens (Siamese fighting fish), 2646 nucleotides long. It is a transcript of the gene ubtfl, whose product is annotated as upstream binding transcription factor, like. The transcript is spliced from 20 exons. The record is from RefSeq and is a predicted model, not a curated record. Bases 1 to 2343 code for a protein of 780 amino acids. Lineage: Eukaryota; Metazoa; Chordata; Actinopteri; Anabantiformes; Osphronemidae.